Folsomia candida is the source of this 3472-nucleotide messenger RNA. RefSeq lists its product as uncharacterized. Lineage: Eukaryota; Metazoa; Arthropoda; Collembola; Entomobryomorpha; Isotomidae. The transcript has 4 exons. Bases 1399 to 2481 code for a protein of 360 amino acids. The record is from RefSeq and is a predicted model, not a curated record.
GACAUGCAGGAAAAUAUGUUUAUGUAGAUAUGUACGAAAAAAUAUGUAUGAAAAUAUAUAAUAUGAACUAAUAUGUAAGAAACCCCUAAAACAUGUAGGAAAACAUAUGGACAACUAUGUUUGAAUUUCUGCGAUCGUGCUUAGAUGGGAUUUCGAAGUUUUAGGACGAUCUGAUUUGGUAUGAAAACGUUAUAAAUACACACGUACAUAUCCACCGUGUGAUAAUUAUGUAGGUAUGUAUGUAAAUAAGUAUUACAUAGAAAUAACAAACAGUUGCAGGCAAAAUGCAUGUAGCAACAGGGUGAAACCAGAAGGAAUAUAUUUAUUUGCCUAAUUGCGUCGUCGCCCGUUAACUAAGGCAUCAAAAGUGCGCCACUAUGUAACGUCGGAACGAAAGGUGUGGACAAGUUAAAGUACCGCGGCUCCCGUAAUCUAUAUUAUAAUUUCGAAAGGUCCGUCCCGUGAAAUUUUCCGUGAUAUUCCUGCAUUCCGAUUGGCUGCCGGCUUUCUGGCUCCACCAAUCAGGAUAGCAAUAAGAUUUCUGAAUUUGGUUAUGAAUAUGUAUGAACAUGGACCCCAACAAUGUUAACAUGCGGCCGUCUUUAUGACGGGCUUAUAGGCUAGUAAUCCAUAUUUUCGUCCUGUCCAAAUGUUGACGUAAGAUUUAUAGGGGUAGUCAGGGUUCUCUAUUAUGUGGAUUAAUCGAUUCCUGAUUAAUCGGGUAAAAAUUCUCCAUUGAUGAUUAGAUUAUUUUUCGCACAAAAAUGAUCGUCUAAAUAAAUAUACGAUUAUUUUGGAUUAUAAUCGCUCUCUUCCAAGACAAAUUUGAAAGAAAAAUAACACCUCCAUGGCUACAACUGACUUUCGUAUUUUCGUUGCAGGAAGAAAAUAUGAAAUCUGAUCGGAGAGAUUUGUGCAGGCAUUGUUAGGUAAACGAACCCUUCAAGGUAAAUUUCCCUACCCUUUUUGAAAAUAUAGAAAGGCUUAAAACGCCGAACCCUCAUUUUUCCAUUGUAACCGUUACUAUUUAUUAUGAAUGUUUAGCGAAGGUUUCUUUUCUGGUUAACGGUAUUUCUGAAUUAUAAAUGUCGUGCUUUAGGGCUGCCUUUCCCAAAAAUGUGGUCAUUUAUAUCUAAUUUGUGUCCGUAGAAAUUUCUCUCUCCAACCAGAGUGCUACGGAUCCCAAGAAUAUUUCAUGACAGGCACACCUACAUACAUAUUCCAUGCAGAUCCACAAUAUUUAUAGACAUUGUAUUAUCUUAAUACACUAAAAAAGGACCGGUAAGUAACGGACCUUCUUUCCCUUAAUCCCUAAAAAAAUAUUCCCUCAGUCCUUCCCUAGCAUUCCGUCACGUACUUGCAUCAUUGCUCCACAGCUACAUUUAUCUAGUUUAUAAAAUGUUUUCUACCCACAAAUUUAUCCUGAUUCUCCUAAUCCUUCCUUAUGGAAUCACCGAAGCCCCCCUGAAAUCAGAGAUUACACCACCGCCCUGUGAUUUUCUUAACUCGGAUAAAACUACUUUCGAAAUCCGCUAUACCAGCCACAUCCUUUCAAACCCUAGACUAUCCUCCAUCAGAUAUUGGACAUGUUCGGCCAACCACUACUGUGGGAACUAUUCAAUUUCCCGAGACUAUUGCCCAGAGUUUUUAAAAGACUAUUACUUCGCGUUCGAACUGCCAAUCAGAUUGGAUUUCAGUGUUCCAUCCUUGAUUCAAGUAAACCAUAGCAUCAUAUUCUCCGACGCAACCAGCCCGGUCGAAGUGAUUACUCGAUUAAGCAAGACGGAGGAAACCAGGGAUCUAUUUGUACAAGAAGCAGAGAGGGAAAAAGGAAACGUAUUUAUACCAGAUUAUCAUUACGUCGAUUUCUCAGUUAACCCUGACCCCACGUCUGAGGUGGUCGUGAGGAUGGUCGAAUUCGAAAAUUCUGACAGCAUGGGACACACGACGAGUUACACGAAAUCAUGUCGACACAAGGGGAUAAUUUGUGGGGAUGAAUUCGAACUGGGUUUGGAACCCUUUGGAAAAUUCAUUGCCAGAUAUUCCCAACUUACUCGAGGAUUGUUUGGAUUCCGGAAGGUUGAAGGAGCAUUUACUCAUCGGCACCAAGUGGGCAGCCCUUGGUCUACUACUGUCCAAACUACUGUCCAAACCAAGGGAACUGAUGGGGUUAGUAGGGAAAGUUUUGAGGAAACGAUUAAAAUAGCUGAGAAACUUAGAAAGAUGGAAGAAUUGAACGGGAACUAUAGAAGAGAAGCAAUGGACGCAUGUCAAUGCACGCAAGGAUUUCCAGAUUAUACAAAGUAUCCUUUAGGGAGGAAGUGUUCAAAAUUGAGUAAAACUUUAAGCCCAAUAAGAUUUAUGACCGGACUGACAGAUUUAUCGGGUUGUUUAUUUCCAAUUGACGAGGGCGUUAAAAACGAAAUAGUAGGGAUUAAACUAGGAUUAAAACCAUAUGUGCAUAAACCUCAUCUUGGGUAACCUCGGACGAAUACUGAAAAAUUGCUCCAUUGUUCUACACAUAGGUUGUCAUACAUAUAUACAUAAUUAUGUACUUAAAUAUCCACCGAUUAAAAUAUGUAUAAUAAUAAUUGAAAUCAUAAAAAUGUCCUGAUUUUGACAAUGAAUCAGGUGCGAAAAUAAGACAAAUUUUUAUUACAUGAUACAUAAAUUCAAAUUAAACAAUCAAGGUUUAAUACACUACUGAUCCCGGUCACUAAUUAACCUCUUUCGGACAAAAUCACGUACCAAUGACGACUGUCCCUUUAGGACCAAAUUCGUCAUAUUAAAUAAUAAUGAAUUUUAAAAAAGUUCAGAUUUCUCAAAAUUUCUCAAAAUACGAGUGUUUCUUUGAUAUUUUGUUAUUUGGAAAACUCGCAUCCACCCUGUGAAUCCACCAGUAAUCAAGGCCCGAGCAAAAGCCCGAAUUAACCCUGGUAACACCCAGCCUUAAACAGUUGUUCGACUCUAUGGCUCUCACCAUGCAGAACGUGAAGAGGCCGAUACAGUCAAACGCCCAUUCCUGUGUUUUCUUCUCGAAGUCACAAGUCGCCAGAAAAACGGAGAAAUAUUUGCCCUCUUCCAAACAAAGCCAGGAGCCAGUAGUGCCAUUGGUUUUGAUCAAGUAUACAUCCUGUGCAAACAGGAACAAUUUGUCGGGACGGCAGAGGUGCACGGAGAGAGUGAUUUUAUGAAAUUUGAGCCUGACAGUGCCGUAGUUUCUGAGAAUUAUCGACGUCUGUAAAAGUUCUACUGUGUGCGAAUGAAGAGUAAAAUCUAUAUUCCCACCUGUGUAUGUACAGGGUGGUUUAAAUGUCACUCUACAAUGGGAAAAUCCUCUAAAUCUCGAUUGGUUCCAAGAUUUGGGAUUUUUAUUGCUUAUUAUCAAACCUAAAUAAACCGUAGUAACGUUAGAAGUAGCUCACCCUGUAAUAAUGAUUUGGAUAUAACUUUGCACCAAAGGUGCAGAAUA